Messenger RNA from Cryptococcus deneoformans JEC21, 1077 nucleotides. RefSeq lists its product as hypothetical. Gene Ontology annotation, cellular component: cytoplasm. The coding region runs from base 93 to 1064 and encodes 323 amino acids. Lineage: Eukaryota; Fungi; Basidiomycota; Tremellomycetes; Tremellales; Cryptococcaceae. The transcript is spliced from 4 exons. The record is from RefSeq and is a predicted model, not a curated record.
GUAAACAGCAUCUUCUCAGUUGUCAACAAUCACUUGAACGAACGAUCAUCUUCAUCAGUGAAGCCAAGUAUACAUUUACAACACAAGGCAUUAUGACUGCUACAGCACAGAUCCCCGGUGGAGUAAUGGUCCAACAGACAGCCGCUUUUGUCCUGUCACAGCUCGCUCGUCACAGGAGUUCAUGGAAUAAAGAAACAGUGUGUCCUCCUCUUAUUGUAGGUGUACAAGGCCCUCAAGGUGCAGGCAAAUCACACCUAACUGGUCUAUUGCCAGCCUAUCUGGAAAAACAUUAUGAUCUGCGUCUCGCUACCAUGUCUUUGGACGACUUUUACCUCACCCAUUCCGACCAGGUCAAACUGGCACAAUCAGAGCCUGAUAAUCCCCUCCUCAGCGGUCGUGGUCCCGCGGGCACUCAUGAUUUACCGAUUCUGGAACAGUGUCUGGCAAAGUUGAAAUCUAUCAAUGACCGCGUCAGUGCCAAGUCUCCGACUGUAACUAAGGGCCAAAGCCUUCAACUGCCCAUAUACGACAAAUCUCUUUUCAAGGGCGAAGGAGACCGGUCAAAGGAGGUAGUAGAAGUGCAAGGACCUAUUGAUGUGGUCAUAUUUGAAGGGUGGAUGAACGGGUUCGGGCCGUUAUCAAAUGACAAACUAGAAGAGAGAUACGCUGAAGCCGGACGACAAUGGCCCUCUUCUUCUCUUAACGACCCAGCUCGGGUUAUGCCUACCAUUUUAUUGUAUUCGAGAUCAACAUUACACAGUAUAAACCAAAAUCUGAGGCAGUACGAAGUACUUUGGGAUCAAAUUGAUUGUUUUGUGCAAAUCCGACCGUUGGAUCUAUCUUAUGUAUGGUCUUGGAGACUUCAGCAAGAACACAAUAUGAAGGCGAAGAAUGGAGGUAACGGAAUGACUGAUGAGCAGGUCCGACAUUUCAUUAACCGGUAUAUGCCCAGCUACGAACUGUUUCAAGAUGGAAUUGAUAAGGAGACCUCAUCAUGGAGCGGCAAAGGGCUUCGUUUCAUUGUGAACAUACAACGAGAAAUUGUUGGCACAGAAAGCUUCUGAAAAUCAUACAUGC